Molecule: messenger RNA, 2109 nt
Organism: Lathyrus sativus (Indian pea)
Lineage: Eukaryota; Viridiplantae; Streptophyta; Magnoliopsida; Fabales; Fabaceae
Source: the annotation of a GenBank genome assembly
AUGAAACUCUUUUACAUGUUCAUGAUGAAUCUCCUAUUGUUUAUUACUCUUACAGAAUCAUCAUCAUCUUCAUGCAACAUUGAAAACCAGAAUCUUAUAUCAAAGGCUUUCCAAUCUGUCUCUGGAUUCAACUCUUCAUUCUUCCAAACAAGAGGCUUAUUCAUCUGUUCAAACGGUGAGAGUGAGAAUGUGAUUAACAUCAUAAACCUUCCAUCCAAAAACCUAACCGGAAACAUCUCAUGGAGAUACCUAAGAAACAUGACAAACUUAGAGAUUCUCGAUCUCUCCGAAAAUUAUCUACAAGGUCAAGUCCCAAACUGGUUCUGGAAAACCACUUCAUCUAGUUUAUCGACAGUGAAUCUCUCCAACAACAGAUUCGGUGGAAGCAUUGCAUUCGAAAUGAAACCCUUUUCAUCAUCACUACAAAAUCUCAAUCUCUCAAACAACAGAUUCACAAACCAGGUUCAUCUUUCGUCUUUUCAAAACCUUAAAAUCCUCGACCUUUCCAACAACAACCUCAACACUUUACCUUCAGGACUUCAAAAUCUCACGAAACUUAACCACCUCGAUCUCUCAAACUGUAACAUCAAAGGAAACAUAAAACCCAUUUCUCAUCUCACUUCACUCUCUUUCUUAAACCUCUCGAACAAUACCUUAAACGGCACUUUCCCUUCUGACUUUCCACCUCUCAACAACCUUAAAUUCCUCAACAUCUCAAACAACAACUUCAAAUCUUCAUCUCCAUUAUACAAACUAAUCAAAAGAUUCGGAAAAGCAUCGUUCAUUCACGCAGGUAACAAUUUCGAUUCCAACAACAACCUCAACGCAUCCAAAACACCAAACAUUCAUUCAAAAUCAAACCUAUCACACCACGACCACCACCGCCAACAACCACAACAACAACAACUCCACGUGAAAAAAACCAAACAAAAACACAAACACAAGUCAAAGUCAAAAUCAAAAACCAUGAUCAUCAUCGUAGCAGUCUCCUCAGUUUCAACAUUCAUUCUUGUCGUAUUAUCCAUAUUAGCAAUCUUCGGUUACAGAAAGAAAAAACAACAAGCAAAAAAGAACAAAUGGGCAAUCUCAAUAUCAAAACCAGUGAUAGGAUUAACAACAACCCUCAAAUCAGGACCGUUCGAAUUCGAAACCGAAUCCGGAACAUCAUGGGUGGCUGAUCUGAAAGAGCCAUCUUCUGCAGCAGUAGUAAUGUUUGAGAAACCAUUGAUGAACAUCACUUUCGUUGAUCUCAUGACUGCCACGUCAUACUUCGGAAAAGAUUCACAGCUUGCUGAAGGUAGAUGUGGGCCCGUUUACCGUGCGGUUUUACCUGGUGACAUACACGUGGCAAUCAAGGUUCUUGAAAAUGCGAGAGACGUUGAUCAUGAUGACUCUGUUGCAACUUUCGUUGACUUGUCUCAGAUCAAACAUCCCAAUCUUUUGCCUCUCUCUGGUUACUGUAUUGCAGGGAAGGAAAAGCUAGUUUUGUAUGAGUUUAUGUCAAACGGAGAUUUAGGCCGGUGGCUACAGGAAUUACCGACGGGAGAGACUAAUGUGGAGGAUUGGAGCACUGACACAUGGGAGAUUCAAAACGGCUUAGGUUCGCGAACUCCGUCACCGGAGAAAAUGGGGUGGCCAACGCGACACCGUAUCGCUAUAGGUGUCGCGCGUGGUCUAGCUUUCCUCCACCAUGCAGGAUCAAAGCCUGUCGUCCACGGCCAUUUGGUAACGUCGAACGUGCUCCUCGCCGAUGACUUUGAGCCACGAAUAGCCGAUUUCGGGUUUAGGAAAUUCGGACAACAAUGUCCUCCAAAUUGCAGCACUGAAACGGAUGUUUAUUGCUUCGGUGUGGUGCUUAUGGAGCUUCUAACGGGGAAGCCUGGUACGGCGGAGACAGUUGUUUGGGUGAGGAAGCUCGUAAGAGAGGGGCAUGGAGUAAGGGCACUUGAUGAUAGGAUUAAACUCGGUGGUGGUGACUCAGAGAGUCAAAUGGUGGAGAGUCUCCGAGUUGCGUAUCUAUGUACUGCUGAGUCGCCGGGGAAGAGGCCUACAAUGCAGCAAGUUUUGGGGCUUCUCAAAGAUAUUCAUCCUAGAGCUAGACUUGACUGA